AUGUCUGGCCGGCGUCUGCUGGACGCCAUCCAAUUACUCAAUGUCUCCAAGACGGUCGCCGCAAAGCACUUUGCGAUCCGCAAGCACCAGCUCGACGUCUACACUCGGACCUCUUCGCUGACCAAGGGCAUCAAGGAGCGGACCGACGGGCUGAUUCUUACCGCGCAAGCCGCUGCUGCUUUAGCUCGCCGAUUCAAUGAUUCGCCACCGACUGCAUCCCCUCCGGCAUCAAAUAAACCACCUGCACCGGCGUCGAGCUCGGAAGCUCCCGCCUCUGGCCCCACGGCCAGUGGUACAGCACAACAUGAGGCGCAAUUCCAGGUCCCCGCUGCGGCUGCACAGUAUAGUGGAAAUGAGAAGCCAGAAGGAUUGAAUAUCAGUCCACAACAAGAGGUCUUCUAUGAACCUUCAAUUCAGACGGUAUCGAAUCCAUCUGCGUCGCCUCAAAUCAAAGUUCCGGAGUCCACUGGGACGGUUCAAGCUGGAGGAGGCGAUGGGCUGAAUGCGGAUGUCUUCCACGCGGCUGCUGGUCCCGAGCGCCAAGCUACGCCUGCAAAGGAAGAGAUCCCAGAAGAACUCCUGCAGGGGCUGUUCCAUAGCCCGAGGGUGUCGCGGGCGCUUUCAGGGAAACCGAUACCGAAAAGAGAUUGGAUUCCAGCAGAGAAGAGGACGGAUCCAACCAGUACGACCACAACAUCAAUCUCUAAACCUGAGGCUGUUUCGUCAGAGGCAGAGAUGGAGAAGCUGGGCGCCAGUGUUGCCCAGGAGGCAGUCUCCACCGCAGAAGUGCCAUACCAGAUGUUGGAAUCGCGCGUUCCGUCAUCCAGGUUUGGUCGAUUGUGGCAAUAUGCAGGCCUCGGAACGUCCAUGGCAUUUGGUGCUGUUUCCGAGACUGUUCGUCGGGCCGCGGGGGGUGAAAAUACCGGCUCGGUCAUGUUCAGCGCGGGCAACAUGGAGCGGAUGGUUGCUAAGUUGUCAAAGAUGCGAGGUGCUGCCCUCAAGCUAGGCCAAAUGCUGAGCAUCCAAGACUCGAAUAUGCUACCAGAGCCUAUCCAGCAGGUCCUACAACGUGUGCAGGAUCGUGCUGAUUACAUGCCAGCUUCGCAGCGAGACAAAGUUCUGACCGACAACCUUGGACCUAAAUGGCGCGACCUGUUUUCCUCGUUUGACGAAAUUCCUAUGGCAGCAGCUUCUAUCGGCCAAGUCCACUCUGCUGUUCUCAAAAAAACAGGCAAGCCUGUCGCUGUGAAGGUCCAGUAUCCCGGCGUAGCGGAUUCGAUUGACUCCGAUCUCAACAACCUCUCUAUUCUCCUCACAGCCUCCCGCCUGCUCCCACGGGGCUUGUACCUCGACAAGACCAUUGCGAAUGCCCGGGUUGAACUGGCUUGGGAAUGUGACUAUCUCCGUGAAGCCGAAUGCGCAGCUCGCUUCCGCCAGCUCCUUCGUGAUGAUCCCGUCUUUGUUGUCCCUGAGAUCAUCCCCGAAGCCUCGGGCGAACAGGUGCUGACCAUGGAGAUGCUGGAGGGCGUCGCCGUCACCAAGAUCCAAGAUUUCUCUCAAGAGCAACGGGACUGGAUCGGCACGCAGAUCAUGCGUCUCUGUCUCCGCGAGAUUGCCGAGUUCCAUUACAUGCAAACAGACCCCAACUGGACCAACUUUCUUUACAACGCCCGCACCAACCGCCUGGAACUCCUUGAUUUCGGAGCUUCUCGCGAGUACCCCAUUGAAUUCAUCUCCACCUACGUGCGCACUCUUGUCGCCGCCAGUCGCAACGACCGUGCUGCCUGUCAAGAUCUCUCCCUCAAACUAGGAUAUCUGACGGGUCAUGAGUCCAAGGCGAUGGUGGAUGCACACGUCUCGUCCCUCGUCACUAUUGCCGAGCCCUUCAUGCUCUCCUCUCCUGAUGUCUACGACUUUCAAAAUCAGACUAUUACUGACCGAGUUCGUGCUUUCAUCCCAUUGAUGAUUCGUGAGCGUCUCUCCCCGCCUCCUGAGGAGACGUAUAGCUUGCACCGAAAACUCAGUGGUGCUUUCUUGCUUUGUGCGCGACUGGGGAGUCGUGUCCCUUGCAAGGAGUUGUUUGCGGAGGCCAUUCGGAAGGCUGAAGAGAAUGGCUUACUGGAGCCAAAAUAA
Molecule: messenger RNA, 2133 nt
Organism: Penicillium chermesinum
Lineage: Eukaryota; Fungi; Ascomycota; Eurotiomycetes; Eurotiales; Aspergillaceae
Product: protein kinase COQ8
Exons: 2
Coding region: 1-2133 (710 amino acids)
Biological process (GO): ubiquinone biosynthetic process
Cellular component (GO): extrinsic component of mitochondrial inner membrane
Molecular function (GO): kinase activity
Source: RefSeq, a predicted model, not a curated record